Molecule: messenger RNA, 444 nt
Organism: Rotaria sp. Silwood2
Lineage: Eukaryota; Metazoa; Rotifera; Eurotatoria; Philodinida; Philodinidae
Source: the annotation of a GenBank genome assembly
AUGACAGAAAAACUUGAAAAUUUCAAUUCUAUACAACAAGAACCACCAGUUCCAUUAUCAGUCAGAAACCUUCCAUCUAAGCAAUAUCAAUCACAAUCAAAUAAUAAUAAAAAGAAAACUCCAUUACCAUCACAGACAUCAAAACCUCCGAAAAAUUCAGUUAAAAUAAAACCCAUUGAAAUUCCUACUCAUUUCAAAUGGGCUUUAAUUCUUACGAUAUUUUGUUUUUUUAUUGUUGGACCAUGUUGGGCACUCUAUAAAGCAUUUAAAUUACGUCGCAUGAUUCAACGACAAGAAUUAAAUGAUGCUGAACGUUUAUCAAAUAGAAUAUCAUCUGUUCUUAUAAUUUCAACUAUACUCGGAAUAUUUGCAUGGGUUGUAAUUUUAUUUUGUUCAGUUGGUAUUAUAUUAACUGGAAAAUUAUUAGAUGCUAAAAUUCUAUAG